Dissoconium aciculare CBS 342.82 is the source of this 2803-nucleotide messenger RNA. RefSeq lists its product as uncharacterized. Bases 366 to 2651 code for a protein of 761 amino acids. The record is from RefSeq and is a predicted model, not a curated record. Gene Ontology annotation, molecular function: DNA replication origin binding. The transcript is spliced from 2 exons. Lineage: Eukaryota; Fungi; Ascomycota; Dothideomycetes; Mycosphaerellales; Dissoconiaceae.
UGUGAAAUCUACCCGAUGAGGACAUAUGCAGGGUUCGUUUGCUCAUAAUUAUUGGGAUUUAUUUCCAUCGACUACCUCUCCCGGCAUCUUCUCAUUGUUCCUAUUGUCGGCGUAUUCCAGAGGCGAUCGAGCGCGCACGUUUCCACACAUACUCGACGACAUUCACGCUCGCUUCUUCAUUUAUCAAAUCGUACUCACGGGAAGCCUUUUCACCACCAAGAAGGUCCCGAGCACCAAUCUUAUGAGCUUCUGCCGCGAUCUGAAGCCAGGUUCAACAACACUCCACGGUCAACAUUCCCAGUCUGACAUAAUAUCGCAACUUCGACAACGACAUCGGAAUCCUAGCUUGAAAUGGCAACCGAGUGAUGUCCAUCUUCAUUUCGUUUAAUUCAAGCAUACCUCACUCCGAAAUGGUAGGGUUCCGCCCGACUGACCGCCAGCUGCCAUCUCGAGAAAUCUCGCCCAAGACAAUUGUAGAUGCAUUUGUUGCCUUCAUUCUAUACUGCAACCCGACAUAUCCUCUAGACCUCGACACCAAUGAUCUUCGGCAGGCAUUUCUCACUCCGCCUAAGAGCGAAGGCAAGGACUUUGAUAUGUUCCAUUUAUGUGAUUUGAUGCUCAAAUACACGCGUGGAGAGGUUGAGACCUGGACCCAAUUUGCUUUGGACCUGGGCGUCGAAGGGCCUGACGCGACGAAGAAUCAAUCUUCGCAGAAGGUUCAGCAGUACAUGGUUCGACUAAAGCGAUGGAUGAAGUCUAUGCGCGUCGAUGCCUUUUGCUCGUACCUCAGUGAGAAGCCACAUCCUUACUUUACCGAAAUCCCGCCUCCCAGUAAUCCCCAUCCGAAGGGUGGACGCGCAGGCAUCCUGCCAGAGGGCGAUUAUGCGCUUAGAGCCAUCGACCCCUCCUUCCGACCGAAAAGAGGCCGACGACGCAAUUCGGAUGUCGAGAUGGAGGAGACUCGAUCACCAGGCACAUCACCAUCCAUCUCGAAGUCACCACGCUUCAUGGAAAACCUGCUAGGUCCGCCACUACCCGAUUCGGCGAUUCCCAGGAGCGCUCACCCUGACGGUUUCCACGAUCCUUGGGCGCAGACGCCUACAUCAACCCCCCAAAAUUCUUCAGCUACGUGGUCAGCGGCGCGAUCAGGACCGCCCUCGGCAUCAACGGCACCGUCGCACCUGCGAUGGGUGCUCACUCAACGUCCAGAUGGUCAGACUCCCGUGACACCACAUCCGCUCUCAGCACAGACCGAUGGUGAGGAUAAAUGGGCAGCAUCAGCAUCGACGCCUAGUAGUCGCAAGCGGAAACGUAACGGCCCUGCCAUCUCUAGCGCAUGGAAUGCCGGCUCUUCAUCUGGAUCGAAACCUCGCGGUAGACCGCCCGCGAAUCGCAGUGUCCAAGAUGGGCCGUUCGGUACGUUCCCUGUUGAGCCGGUGGCUCAAUCCACAAGGGCGAACGAAAGGUCGGAUCAAGGUUUGGACGACUUAGCGCUGUAUGCUUCCGGCCAGUUGGCAACUCCGCCAAGUGCUAUGAGUGAACCAGGUCUAUCCGGGCGGAAACGACUUUCCUUGCAGGUACCGGCGCACCAGGGUGGGCCAGUCGUUCAGCUCGGACAAGGUCAUGAAGGCGAGAGUAUGCGAAACCACACUUUUGCUCAUCACAAUCCGAUGGCGAAAACACUCACAUCGGCACAUUUACCAACGCCGCAAAGCGGUCAGAGCCUAAACUCAAGACCCAUAGGUGACAUCGCAGCCCAUGAAUCAUCCACUCGAUUGCCUGGUGUCGACUUUGAAACCUUGAAGCGGAUUCUGGCCAGCGAUCUCCUCCGCGCCGAGCUCAUUGGAUCUCCCGCACGCCUGACUGGCGAAGCAGCCCGGCGCCUUGCCCACGUCAUCCUCGACCGCCUCCUCCUCCCUGAGCAAUCCUCCUGCUUGCCUAAUCAAAGCCCCUACAGCGAUAUUGCCUGCUUCACAGCCGCUACGUGGCUGGGUAUCGCGCACCAUCUCCCACCAGACCUCGAUAUCCCUGUCGCCCCACUUCACACCCGCCGCAAGACCCUCAAGGUCACUCGCUUCCGCACCGAUCCAGUCACCGGCUACGACGAAUUGCUCCCGACCUCAGCCGACCCUGAUAACGCCUCGCCUGCCUGCCGCGUGGUUUACGACCUCUCCUGGUCCGUCGGAAUGGGCGGCGCCUUCGCCGGGUCGUUCUCCAUGGACGGACUGGUCCUUGCCGGUGUGCCGCCGCCUCACGACCCUCGUGCUGCCGCCACCAUGACCUCGACACUGGAUAUCCACGACCUUUUCAUGAAGAAAUCCUUUGAAGCAGUCAAGCGCAUGCAGCAGGAGGGCUGGGCGGAAGACACAAUGAAGCAGGUCGCUCGCGUCGUGAGCGAUUCUUUGCCGCAGUCCUCUGCCGCCGCGGCGGCUGCUGCCUCGCAGCGUGCCUAUCCGGACAUGACUCCGGCGUCAGCGCAGGCUGAAAAUCACGCGCUGGCCUCGGCGUUGGCUGCGGCGAAUGCCGAGGUGGCCAAGUGGAAGUCUUCCACGAUGCAGUUGGAAUUUGCGUGUAAAGUGGCGCAGGGCGCACUGCAACAGGAGAAGGAGGAGAUGCUGCAGAAGAUCCUUGGGGUCUUGUUGGAGAAGUGAAGAGCACGAAUCAGCCUCGUCUGGGAAAUUUCGCAUCGGGUCACUUCAGGUGCGCUGUAUUGUGCAUGGUUUUCUAUUUUCGAUGUGAUCUAUUACUAUUAUUCCUCGCCUUCGUCCUCGCCUUCGCUUUGGCAGGAUUCUUCAUCAAUGAU